GUGGUUCUGCUGAAAUUGCGGAUCAAUUCUUGUUCAGCUUGCUGGUUCUGUGCUUUUCAAGUUUGUUUCUUUUGCGAAAUUCAUAGUAUGAACGUGUAAGGGGCAGGAGACUAACCCAGUGAGCCCCGUCCCACAGGAUCUGGGGAGUGCAUGUGGGAAUUCUGCAGGUCCCUGAAAUCUAACUCGAAGGGCAGUUUUUCUUUCUCGAGGUGGGAGUCCGUCGAUAGAGUCCCCCGGCCCCCACCCCAGACUCUGUCCGUAGAAGGACGCAGAAACAGCCUCAGAGGGUGAGGUCAAGGCUGAGCAAGAUGCGGCUUCUUCUGUCGUUCCCAAGAUGGUGGCAUCUGGCAGCCAAGAUUGUAGCAGGGAACAGGCAAGGGUUGUCGAAGGGUGGAAACAUCGCCGGGCGAGAGUUGCGAGGAGGUAGCUGCCAGUUGGUUAGGUUGUUUGUCACCAGUCCUGAUGACAAAAGCAGAAUGCCCUCUGAGCCCGGAGUAAGCAGACGGAAGAAUAGCAAACUUCUCAAAGAGUGGACCUUGAUUGUCAGUCCCUUCGGUCUGCUGAAGGUGAGACUUCCUUGUCAUGUCACCGUGAGCCCCCUGGAUCCACACAACUACCUCGAGGCUGACAGGGUAUUUGUUACUGUGAGGGGGACGGACACGAACCCCCAAGAUAGUCCAGCUCUCAAUAAUUUGCAUGUGAAAUACGAUGAGGUGCUAAAGGAGAUGACAAUAAUCUCAGAUGACAUGGACAGAGCUGCCUCUGUGGAUGUGAGGACCCCCAUAAAAUUUGACUUAGAUAUCAAGACAUCAGGGAAUGGCUGUGUGAAGAUUGAGAAAAUUGAAUGCAAUCACUGCAAAAUAGAAACUGAGAAGGGAGCUAGUGUCUUGCAGUCAAUAAAGAGUCAGAAAAUUGACAUUCAGUCUAAAGGAGGGAAAGUUAUCUGCUUGGGAACUCUUCAGGGAAACACUGAUAUUCAUGUGUCAGAAGAAAGUAGUGUGAAUAUAGAAAAGCUACAAGGGUCAUCUGUUAUCAUUUCUACCAAAAAUGGUUUAUUAAAAACCAAAUAUCUUUAUGCAGAAUCUUCAUGUCUGUCUUCAACAGCUGGUGAUGUUCUCCUGGGAAAUGUUCAUGGUGACACUACUAUUCAGACUGAAACAGGAAACAUCACAGUUGAUUCCUCAGAGGGAUUCCUGAAAGCUUCUUCAUGUCAAGGGGCAAUAGAUGUUUAUAUUAUUAGUCAAGAGGGGGAAACUAAUUUGAAAACACAGAAAGGGUCCAUUACUGUCAAGGUACCUGCCACUCUUAAAACUUAUCUGCAGUUAUCUGGAAACAAGGUUGAGGUCAGCCCAGAAAUCCAGUUGCAAGAUAUCCAGAGUGCUUCCAGAGAGGAUCACUUAACUGUUACUGGUUACAUGAAUCAACAAGCUGAAAAAGAGAAAUGUAUUAAAGCAGAAACACACAAUGGUGCAGUUUAUCUCAAAAGUCAAACCUGGUUCCAGUCUGUGCAUUUGACGUCUUUGUGAUAGAAGAAUAAUCUUCACUUACAUAAAUCAAGGAAAACAAA
Varanus komodoensis (Komodo dragon) is the source of this 1567-nucleotide messenger RNA. RefSeq names its product family with sequence similarity 185 member A (gene FAM185A). The record is from RefSeq and is a predicted model, not a curated record. Bases 309 to 1526 code for a protein of 405 amino acids. The transcript is spliced from 8 exons. Lineage: Eukaryota; Metazoa; Chordata; Lepidosauria; Squamata; Varanidae.